AUGGACCGAGCCUCGGCUGCUUCUGAGCGCCAAAGGACGGUGGACGGAGAUACCACAAUCGACUGCUCCACGACCCUUGCUGAAUCACGCACCUGGUCUACAACAGCCUCCUAUGACACACGCCAACUGGACAAGGAAACCCUUAACGCUCGUUCCGAAUACACGAAUAGCCAUGAUGAUGGCACCGCUGAGCAUCGCAUCAACCAGUACCUCAUAAAACAGGAAAUUGGAAGGGGCUCGUUCGGGGCCGUCCAUCUUGCAAUCGAUCAAUAUGGCCAUGAAUACGCUGUCAAAGAAUUUUCUAAAUCACGAUUGCGAAAGCGAGCUCAAUCCCAUAUCUUGCGCAACCCUCGGGGUGCCAGAGUCCCUGGCACCAUCCCCGCCGAGGACUCGUUAUAUAUGGUCAUGGAGAUGUGUAAAAAGGGUGUCAUCAUGAAGGUCGGCCUGGGAGAAUGCUCAGACCCUUAUCAAAAUGAAAGCUGUCGUUGCUGGUUUCGGGACUUGAUCUUGGGAGUGGAGUACCUGCACGCACAGAAUAUCGUUCACCGAGACAUAAAACCAGACAACUGCCUCCUGACUAACGAUGACGUGCUAAAAGUUGUCGAUUUUGGCGUGUCUGAAAUGUUUCAGAAAGAUUCUGACAUGUAUACCGCGAAGUCUGCUGGAUCUCCUGCCUUUCUGCCACCAGAGUUGUGUGUUGCGAAACAUGGGGAUAUAUCCGGCACAGCAGCUGACAUCUGGUCCAUGGGAGUGACGCUGUACUGCCUCCGCUAUGGGCGAAUACCAUUCGAGAAAGAGAGCAUUUUUGAACUCUACGAGUCAAUCAGGAAUGACGAGGUUAAAUACGAAAAUGAAACAGAUGAGGAUUUCAUAGAUUUGAUGACAAAUAUUCUACAAAAGGAUCCUACGAAAAGGAUCAAGAUGCCUGAGCUCAGAGUGAGCGGUACCGACCCUCUCCUUUCUGCAGAGGAAAACACUGCCAAUCUCAUUGGUGACCCCACCGAAGAAGAAGUGAACUCUGCCAUUACCAACAAAAUAGGUAACGUGCUUGCAGUGGUUAGAGCAGUACAUAAAUUCAAAAGGCUCAUCGAGCCAGAAAACGCAGCCCCAAUGCAAAGUAUUCUGGGUCAAGAUGUCGAGUCUCACUUCGUUCAACCGCCGCUAUCCAUGGAAGCGUCCGACAUUGAAGUUUCCUCAGUGAAUACAACAGACCCGGAUGCUCUCUCUAGUGCUAGGAUCAUCAAUUCAAAGUCUGGUUCUACAGACUCUGGGCGACAUGUCAUCGAACAGGGAAUUUACAUUCAGCCCACCAUGCAAAAAAGCGGUAGUGACUCGCGUCUUGCAAGUACGUUUGGGGGAUCAUGCCAACACCGCCCCAGCUCAACUACCAAAUCACCGUCUUCGCCGCUUCUUCAAACCUCCCGCACCAGCACCCCAAGCAAACAAAGCAUUUCUGAAGGUACACGCGGCCAUGCUCGCGAUCCUCUAGAAGAAGAACAUUCGUUCCUCUUCAUCGGUCCAUCGUCAUUCACGGGUGUCCUGACAUCAGAAGACGAAGAGAGAUCAUCAAACAAUUUCAACCUUGCACCUCAUGCAGCCACAGAGGAACAAGCUAAGUCCGAAGUAGCCAGUGGUCUUGGCGACGAUGACAGCACUGCCUUCCCAAUCUCUGAAAUGGGUCAGGUGCUCAUUGUAAGUGAAUCGCCCGGCGCCGCAGAUAUUAACAUCUAUGAAACCGCGUAUAUGGAGGAGGUGGAGCGGAUUCGGAAACAAAGCCUUGCGCGUCAGCGUCCGACACCAAAGGUGUAUCUCACCCGGCGGGUUGAGGGGAAGGAAUCUAGCCUUGGCGAGCUGCUUCGGCAAACCACACUUAAUACAACGGAUCAGAAGGUCCCAUCGGAUCUGACCCAGGUUACAAGAGCGACAACCACGAGCCCUCUAGCACAGAAUCAGGAUGUCGAAGUCGCAGAUGAAAGUGCACAUGUGUCAAUGGCGGCAGCUGCAGCUGGGUCUACAACUCUGUCGUCUCAAAUACAAACCCCAGUUGCGGAUGGGAGUGUAGGGUUCGGAGCGACCGCCUCCAAUACCGCCACCUCCCCUUCAGAACCAGUGAUACAAAGCUCAGAACAACUAUCCGCCCAAGCAGAAGCAGCCCUGUCACUGUCAUCUAACACGCGCUCGCCGUCCCACAGAACGAUGGGAACUGCUGUCGCUGUAACAAGCGCGACCAACGCUACCGCUGCGCCAGUGACUACAUCCGCAGCCCAACGGUCGCGAAAUGGUUUGCGAUCACUCCUUGGGAGGGUUAGGAGGGAGAGCACGCAGUUUGGGAAGAAAUAA
Messenger RNA from Histoplasma mississippiense, 2340 nucleotides. RefSeq lists its product as hypothetical. Gene Ontology annotation, biological process: protein phosphorylation; intracellular signal transduction. The record is from RefSeq and is a predicted model, not a curated record. Bases 1 to 2340 code for a protein of 779 amino acids. Gene Ontology annotation, molecular function: ATP binding; protein serine/threonine kinase activity. NCBI's taxonomy places the organism in Eukaryota, Fungi, Ascomycota, Eurotiomycetes, Onygenales, Ajellomycetaceae. The transcript has 7 exons. Gene Ontology annotation, cellular component: cytoplasm.